AUAAAUCCAUGUACUUAUUACUCUUAAAAUCUUAAAUCUCAAAUAGAAAUACACUCUUAAAUUAUUGUUAUCUCAAAUACGCAACGUCUUUUUUCGUCUUUUGUUUUAUAUUUAGGUUUACAAAUGGAAGUUGGAAAUGGAGUUGAGUUUUUUCGCAACAAAAUUAUCCUAAUCACCGGCGCAACUGGCUUCCUUGCAAAGGUGCUCGUAGAGAAGAUACUUCGAGUUCAGCCAAAUGUGAAGAAGUUAUAUCUUCUUAUAAGAGCUAAGGAUAACAAAGCAGCACUUGAAAGACUACAUAGUGAGAUCAUUGGGAAGGAUUUGUUCCGAGUUCUAAGAGAAAGACAUGGCAACUUAUUUGAUUCUUUCAUAUCAGAAAAAGUGGCACCUAUUACUGGCGACGUGUCAUCAAUCAAUCUGGGUUUAACGAACAAUGAUAGCGACUUUUGUAAGGAAGUCAAUGCUAUCGUUCAUUCAGCAGCAAUUACUAGAUUUGAGGAGAGGUAUGAUUCGGCUUUGGGAAUCAACACUUUUGGAGCAAGGAAUAUCAUUGGCUUUGCAAAGACGUGCCCUAAUUUGCAAAUUCUUAUUGAUGUUUCAACGGCUUAUGUUUGUGGAAAGAAGACCGGGCUUAUUCCGGAAACACUGUAUAAUUUGGAUGAGAAUUGUUGUGGGAUUAGAGGGUUUGAUGUUAAUACAGAAAAGAAGUUGGUUGACAACACAUUGCUUGAUCUCACAAUCAAGGGAGCUUCUUCUAAAGAAAUCCGAGAUACCAUGAAACAAUUGGGUCUAAAAAGGGCAAAAUUGUAUGGAUGGCCUAAUACUUAUGUGUUUACGAAAGCCAUGGGAGAGACGCUUAUCCACGAGCACAAAGGAAAUUUACCACUAGUCAUUAUUCGCCCUACCAUGAUUAGCAGCACUUACAAAGAACCCUUUCCUGGUUGGAUUGAAGGUUUAGGAAGUUUAGCCAAUGUUUCUAUUCUAAAUGGUAAAGGAUAUAUCAAUCUUAUAAACGGUGAUGGUAACACUCUCUUUGAUUCGAUUCCGGUUGAUAUGGUGGCAAAUUCAAUACUAACGGCAAUGGUAGCAAAUGCAAAUAAGCCUUGUUUAGAAAUUUACCAUGUGUGUUCUUCUUUGAGAAACCCUUUAUUUCUUGGUAAAGAACUUGACAUCCAUAGCAAAUACUUCGCCAAAAACCCAUGGUAUAAUGGUCAGGGAACGUUGGUAAAGACUAAUAAGUUCAGAUUGGUGAAGAGUCGAGUUCAAUUCCAAAUGUUAUUAGUUCUGCUUAUCGUUGUGUCCUUGAUGUUAAAAUUAGUGGAUAUAGCAUCAUGUCAUUUUUUCAAGGCUUAUCAAGAUAAACUUGAAAUGUACAUAAAGGUGACAUAUAAAGUUGCAACAAAUUUCAGGCCCUAUACAUGUAAAUAUGUAAUACAUCGUUUGCGGGCAUAUUCGAGGACGAGAACACCGAGAAGCUAAGGACAACGAUGAGCAAACAUGGGAUGGAAGAAGAAGGUUUUAACUUCGAUCCAAAGUGCAUUGAUUGGGAAGACUAUCUUCUUAACAAUCAUAUUCCAGCAACAGUCAAAUACUUGUUUUAACGUAUGCUUUCAUUUGUUAAAGCUAAAAUAAACUUCAUUAUCUGAUCUAUUGUAAUACUUUUUUUUUUUCUUUUAUCACUGUUUUAGUACUUCUAGUUGCAACUUGCAAGUAUUGAUUAUAUGUAUAUUAUUUUGAUAUUUAAUCUAAAGGUGAAUAUCAAAAAGAUUUUUUUUUUUCCCUUUUUCAAGAAGGGUUAAAGGAUUGAGUGGAUUAUACUAGACAUAUAUAUCCAAUUUUAGCUAUGACUAUCAAAUAAACACAUUUUUAAAUGUAAAUGGAGUAGUUUGAUUCGAUAUGUAUUUUUUUUUAUGUAUUAUGUAAUGUUUCAAUUCAAAAAAAAAAAAAAUUGUAUUAUGCCAUCGAGAGAAAUAUCAU
Chenopodium quinoa (quinoa) is the source of this 1977-nucleotide messenger RNA. Its product is annotated as fatty acyl-CoA reductase 3-like. Gene Ontology annotation, molecular function: alcohol-forming very long-chain fatty acyl-CoA reductase (NADP+) activity. NCBI's taxonomy places the organism in Eukaryota, Viridiplantae, Streptophyta, Magnoliopsida, Caryophyllales, Amaranthaceae. Gene Ontology annotation, cellular component: intracellular membrane-bounded organelle. The transcript has 10 exons. The coding region runs from base 124 to 1479 and encodes 451 amino acids. The record is from RefSeq and is a predicted model, not a curated record. Gene Ontology annotation, biological process: suberin biosynthetic process; long-chain fatty-acyl-CoA metabolic process.